UUUCUGAGAAAACGAAACUGAUCUGAGUCUCUGUGUCGUCUGUCUGUGUGAGAGUGAACAACCGUCCAAAUGGCUCAGCAGGGAGUUCUGCUGGAACAGGACCAGUUCUGUUGUUCUGUCUGUCUGGAUCUACUGAAGGAGCCGGUCACUACUGCCUGCGGACACAAUUACUGUAGGAGCUGUAUUGAGGGCUGCUGGGAUCAGGAUGUUUUGAAAGGGGUCUAUAGCUGUCCUCAGUGCAGAGAGACCUUCACUCCAAGGCCUAAUCUGAGGAAAAAUAACAUGUUGGCUGAGAUGGUGGAGAAAAUGAAGAAGACAGGUCUCCAGGCUGCUCCCCCUCCUGCUCUGUGCUAUGCUGGACCUGGAGAUGUGGCGUGUGAUUUCUGCACUGGGACCAGAAAGCAGAAAGCCUUCAUGUCCUGUCUGGUGUGUCUGGCCUCUUACUGUGAGACUCACCUCCAAUCGCACUAUGAAUCUCCUGCUUUCAAGAAGCACAAGCUGGUCAAAGCCACCGCACAACUACAGGAGAAGAUCUGCUCUCAUCAUGACAAACUUCUGGAGGUUUACUGUCGUACAGAUCAGCAGUGUAUCUGUUAUCUGUGUACAAUGGAUGAACAUAAAGGCCAUGAUACAGUGUCAGCUGCAGCAGAGAGGACUGAGAAACAGAGACAGCUGGGGAUGAGUCAGCAGAAGGUCCAGCAGAGAUUCCAGGAGAGAGAGAAGGAGCUGAAGGAGCUCCAACAGGCUGUGGAGUCUCUCAAGCGCUCUGCACAGGCAGCAGUGGAGGACAGUGAUCAGAUCUUUACUGAGCUGAUCCGCUCCAUUGAGAGAAGGCGCUCUGAGGUGAAGGAGCUGAUCAGAGCCCGAGAGAAGACUCAAGUGAGUCAAGCUGAAGGACUCCUGGAGCAACUGAAGCAGGAGAUAGCUGAGCUGAGGAAGAGAAGCACUGAGCUGGAGCAGCUCUCACACACAGAGGAUCACAUCCAUUUCCUCCAGAGAUAUCAGUCUCUCUCCAGUAUCAGUGUAUCUUCAGACUUACCCAGCAUUGUUGUCCGUCCUCUUCAGUACUUUGAAGAUGUGAGUAAGACUGUGUCUGAGCUGAGAGAGAAACUAGAAGACUUCCUUAAAGGAGAAUGGACCAAGAUCUCCACCACAGUGAAUAUAGUGGAUGUUGUACUGCCUCCAGAGCCCAAGACCAGAGAACAGUUGUUACAAUAUUCCUGUCAGUUCACACUGGACCCAAACACAACACACACAUGCCUCUCUCUGUCUGAAGGGAACAGAAAGGUGACUUAUACAAACCAAGUCCAACCAUAUCCUGAUCAUCCAGACAGAUUCACCAACCACUACCAGGUUCUAUGUAGAGAGGGUCUGUCUGGACGCUGUUACUGGGAGGUGGAGUGGAGUGGAAGGGGUGUUAUUACUGCAGUCUCAUAUAAAGACAUCAGCAGAACAGUGAGAGGUAAUAUAUUUGGAGACAAUGACAAGUCCUGGAGUUUACAGUGCUUUAGUGAUGAUUAUUGUUUCAUACACAAUAAUGUUGAGACUAAAGUAUCAGGCCCUCAGUCCUCCAGAGUAGGAGUGUACCUGGAUCACAAGGCAGGUACUCUGUCCUUCUACAGUGUCUCUGACACAAUGACCCUCCUCCACAGAGUCCAGACCACAUUCACUCAGUCCCUCUAUCCUGGGUUUUAUGUCUAUGGUACUGCUGAGCUGGUUAAACUGUAGUAAGGUCCACAUAGAUACUAGUCAUGCUGGUGUAAUCUAUAGCUGAGCUGGUUAAACUGUAGUAGGGUCCACAUAGAUACUAGUCAUGCUGGUGUAGUCUAUAGCUGAGCUGGUUAAACUGUAGUAGGGUCCACAUAGAUACUAGUCAUGCUGGUGUAGUCUAUAGCUGAGCUGGUUAAACUGUAGUAGGGUCCACAUAGAUACUAGUCAUGCUGGUGUGGUCUAUAGCUGAGCUGGUUAAACUGUAGUAGGGUCCACAUAGAUACUAGUCAUGCUGGUGUAGUCUAUAGCUGAGCUGGUUAAACUGUAGUAGGGUCCACAUAGAUACUAGUCAUGCUGGUGUGGUCUAUAGCUGAGCUGGUUAAACUGUAGUAGGGUCCACAUAGAUACUAGUCAUGCUGGUGUGGUCUAUAGCUGAGCUGGUUAAACUGUAGCAGGGUCCACAUAGAUACUAGUCAUGCUGGUGUAGUCUAUAGCUGAGCUGGUUAAACUGUAGUAGGGUCCACAUAGAUACUAGUCAUGCAGGUGUAGUCUAUAGCUGAGCUGGUUUAACUGUAGUAGGGUCCAUAUAGAUACUAGUCAUGCUGGUGGUGAUGGUCCCCAGAUGUGAUGAUUCAUUCUGUUCUGUUUUAUGUACAAUGAUUUAACUGAUUUGAUCUUCAGAUGUUCUGAAUUAAAAUUCAAUACUUUCACUUUGAUUGAUUUGAAUUUUAAGAGAUUUAAGGUGCUUAUAUAUAAUAAAAUAAAAAAUGAAUCUUGUAUAUUUCCAUGAAUCAUGAUGUAUGGUGUUGAUGUACAUUGGUUGGCAUUCAGAACCAUUGAUAUGUUUUCUCAAUUGUUUCUCUGUAAUUUUCCUCAGUGGCAUGAAACAGGUAGUAUUUCUUACUUGCUAACUUAACUAUAUGGGCCGGUUUCCAGGACACACAUUAUGCCUAGUCCUAGACUAAACAGCAAGUUCAUUAGAGAUUAUAAGUGGAGAUACCUGAUAAACAGGUGGUGAUAUUGACCAAACAAUUAAACCAGCAGAUAUCUUGACUUGCCACUCAGUAUAUCAGUAAUGUUCAGAAUAGUAUUUUAAUAUCAUUGGAAAUUGAUGGUCUUUUUAAUCCACUAUCCAGAGUCAGGAACAGAUGAAGUUAGGUCUCCUACUGUUCAGUGAUUAAAUAUGAUUUAUGGUGAUGGGAAAUAAAAAAUACAACACUAAA
Messenger RNA from Salvelinus fontinalis (brook trout), 2933 nucleotides. RefSeq names its product tripartite motif-containing protein 16-like. The coding region runs from base 70 to 1728 and encodes 552 amino acids. NCBI's taxonomy places the organism in Eukaryota, Metazoa, Chordata, Actinopteri, Salmoniformes, Salmonidae. Gene Ontology annotation, molecular function: protein binding; zinc ion binding. The transcript is spliced from 6 exons. The record is from RefSeq and is a predicted model, not a curated record.